CUCCAGCUGCCACCACUUUCCCCAGGCCCUGGGUCUCUCCAGCGACACCAUGUCACUCUCAGUGCGCACCUCUGGGCUGUCCAGGCGGCUGUCCUCUCAGAGUGGGAUGUCGGGCAGACCCAGAGGCAUAUCUGCUUCCAGCAUUGCUAGUGGCUAUGGGGGAAGCGCCUAUGGCCUUGGAAUGGGCUACGGAGGAGGCUUCUCGGCUGCUUCUAUGUUUGGUUCUAGUUCUGUCCUUGGUGGUGGUUCUGGAAGUUCCUUGGCAGGAGGACUGGGCGCUGGCUAUGGAGGAUCCCUGGGAGGUGGCUUUGGAGGAGGGAUGGGGAUGGGGAUGGGGGGAAACCUAGGAGGUGGCUCUCUGGUUGUCCUCUCUGGCAAUGAUGGAGGCCUUCUUUCUGGAUCAGAGAAAGAAACCAUGAAAAAUCUGAAUGACAGAUUAGCCUCCUACCUGGAUAAGGUUCGAGCUCUGGAGGACGCUAAUGCUGAUCUAGAAAACAAAAUUCGAGAUUGGUAUGAAACACGAGGGACUAGGACUGUAGACUCAGGGUCACAGAAUGAUUACAGUAAAUACUACCCAGUGAUUGAAGAUCUCAGGAAUAAGAUCAUUUCUGCCAACAUUGGCAACGCCCAGCUCAUCUUGCAGAUUGACAAUGCCAGACUGGCUGCCGAGGACUUCAGAAUGAAGUAUGAGAAUGAGCUGGCUCUACGCCAGACUGUGGAGGCUGACAUCAAUGGCCUGCGCAAGGUGCUGGACGAUCUGACCCUGGCCAGGACUGACCUGGAGAUGCAGAUUGAGAACCUGACAGAAGAGCUGGCCUACCUGAAGAAAAACCAUGAGGAGGAGCUCCUAAGUUGCCGGGCAGGUGGCCCAGGAGAGGUCAGCGUAGAAAUGGACGCUGCACCAGGAGUGGACCUCACCAGGCUCCUCAACGACAUGAGGACACAGUAUGAAUCCAUGGCUGAGCAAAAUCGGAAGGACGCAGAAGCCUGGUUCCUUGAAAAGAGCGGGGAGCUCAGGAAGGAGAUCAGCACCAACACAGAGCAGCUUCAGUCCAGCAAGAGCGAGGUCACCGACCUGAGGCGCGCCAUGCAAAACCUGGAGAUCGAGCUCCAGUCGCAGCUCGCCAUGAAAAAAUCCCUGGAGGACUCUUUGGCUGAAACCGAGGGUGGCUUCUGCUAUCAGCUGUCCCAGGUGCAGCAGCUCAUCGGCAACCUGGAAGCCCAGCUGCAGCAGGUGCGCGCAGAUGCCGAGCGCCAGAGCGUGGACCACCAGCGCCUGCUGGACGCCAAGGCCCGCCUGGAGCUGGAGAUCGAAACCUACCGCCGACUGCUGGACGGGGAGGACCAAGGUGAUGGUUUUGAUGAAAAUUUAUCUGUGACAGGCUCCAAAUCUCAAGCACAGUCGAUUGAUUCAUCAAAAGACCCAAACAAAACCCGAAAAAUCAAGACCAUCGUGCAGGAGGUGGUGAAUGGUGAGGUGGUCUCAUCCCAAGUUCAAGAACUUGAAGAAGUAAUGUAA
Messenger RNA from Marmota flaviventris (yellow-bellied marmot), 1519 nucleotides. RefSeq names its product keratin 12 (gene Krt12). Gene Ontology annotation, cellular component: cytoskeleton. Gene Ontology annotation, biological process: epithelial cell differentiation; morphogenesis of an epithelium; intermediate filament organization. Gene Ontology annotation, molecular function: structural molecule activity. The record is from RefSeq and is a predicted model, not a curated record. Lineage: Eukaryota; Metazoa; Chordata; Mammalia; Rodentia; Sciuridae.